AUGGGCCGCGACAACGACCUCCAAGGUAAAGUCUUUGCCAUCAGCGGCGGAGCAAGCGGCAUCGGACUCGCCUGUGCCCAGAUCCUCAUCGGUCGAGGAGCAAGCAUAGGAAUUGGAGAUAUCGAUGAUGAGGCCAUAGCGUCCGCAUCAAAGAUCCUUGAACCCGCCGAACGAGUGUCGUUUUCGAAAUUGGAUGUUAGUAAACGAGAAUCCGUACACUCCUGGAUUGAGGGAGUUGUGCAGAGAUUUGGAAAGUUGUCUGGAGCAGCGAAUUGUGCGGGUGUUAUUGGGAAGCAUCAUGGGACGAGGAGAGUGGAGGAGUUGGAGGAUGACCAGUGGGAUUUGAUCAUGGGUGUUAAUCUUACGGGAAUGAURUACUGCUUGCGAGCACAGCUUCAACAUAUGCCUUUGGGGCCUGGCAGCAUUGUAUGCGUGAGCUCUGUGCAAGGAACAAUGGGGUUCGCAAAACAUGCUGCAUACGCCGCGAGUAAACACGGCGUCAUUGGCCUAGUUCGAAGUGCCGCAAAAGAAGUAGGCGAGAGAGCGAUUCGAGUGAAUGCUGUAACGCCAGGCAGCAUCCAAACACCACUAAUGGACAAGCGAAAUGCUCUCGAAGGCGUCGACAUGAGCGUCCAGCCUACUCCUAUCAAUAGAAUCGGCACGUCCGAAGAAUGCGGCAAUCUGAUCGCAUGGCUUUUGAGCGACGAGUCCACCUUUGUGACCGGCGCAACAUAUGCAGUCGAUGGAGGAUGGGCUUGUUGA
This is a messenger RNA of Ramularia collo-cygni, 762 nucleotides long. RefSeq names its product related to D-arabinitol 2-dehydrogenase. The transcript has 4 exons. The coding region runs from base 1 to 762 and encodes 253 amino acids. The record is from RefSeq and is a predicted model, not a curated record. Lineage: Eukaryota; Fungi; Ascomycota; Dothideomycetes; Mycosphaerellales; Mycosphaerellaceae. Gene Ontology annotation, molecular function: oxidoreductase activity.